Triticum dicoccoides is the source of this 2768-nucleotide messenger RNA. RefSeq names its product phospholipase D delta-like. Gene Ontology annotation, biological process: phosphatidylcholine metabolic process; phospholipid catabolic process. Lineage: Eukaryota; Viridiplantae; Streptophyta; Magnoliopsida; Poales; Poaceae. Gene Ontology annotation, cellular component: plasma membrane. The transcript has 3 exons. Bases 2 to 2602 code for a protein of 866 amino acids. Gene Ontology annotation, molecular function: calcium ion binding; D-type glycerophospholipase activity. The record is from RefSeq and is a predicted model, not a curated record.
CAUGGCCGACGACGGCGAGCGGCUCGAGCUCCUCCACGGCGACCUCGACCUGACCAUCCACGAGGCGUGCGGCCUCCCCAACAUGGACGUCCUCUCCACCAUCCUCCGCCGGCUCUGCAUCCGGCCCCGCCGUCUCCCCAGCCGCAACGUCGACGCCGACACCGACGCCGACAGCCCCCUCCGCCGCCGCCGCCGCCGCCGCCAAAAGCCUCGCGGCCGCCACAGCAUCGUCCCGACCUCCGACCCCUACGCCGUCGUCGCCGUGUCGGGGCCGGACGGCCCGGACACCACGCUCGCGCGCACCUACGUCGUCCGCAACUCCGAGGCCCCGGACUGGUCGGCGCGCAUACGCAUCCCCCUCGCGCACGAGGCCUCCCGCCUCGUCCUCCAGGUCAGGGACUCCGACCCCUUCGGCUCCGACCUCAUCGGCUUCGCCACCCUCCCGGCCGCAACCCUCCUCGACGGCAAGCCCAUCGCGGACGCCUGGCUCCCGCUGCUCCGCCCGGACGGCCGCGGCCCGCCGAAACCCAACUCCGCCAUCCGCGUCUCCCUCACCUUCACCCCCGCAUCGUCGUCGUCCUCCCGGCGGCGCCACCGCUUCGGCGGCGUGCCGGCGUACUUCCCGGCGCGGCACGGGUGCGAGCUGAAGCUGUACCAGGACGCGCACGUGGCGGUGGGGGCGCCGUGCUCGUACGAGCGCGGGCGGUGCUGGGAGGACGUGUGCAUGGCGGUGCUGGGGGCGCAGAAGCUGGUGUACGUGGCGGGGUGGGCGGUGGGCGCGAGGGUGCGGCUGCUGCGGGAGGAGAUGUCGCCGGAGAUGGCGGAGAAGGCGGCGGAGGUGAGGGCGCUGGCCGGCGUGGAGGUGGAGAAGAUGGCGCUGGGGGAUCUGCUCAAGUACAAGUCGCAGGAGGGCGUACGCGUCUGCCUCCUCGUCUCUGACCAUCACGACACUCCCCUGCACCCCAGCUUCUUCCUAAACACGGGAGGCAUGAUGCAAACUAGUGGCGAAGACACGAAGAAGUUUUUCAAACAGUCAUCUGUGAUUUGUGUACUCUCGCAUCGCUACCCUAGAAGCAAAGUCGAUAUGGCCAAGCAAAAGGUGGUGGGCACGCCGUACGCGCACAACCAGAAGAGCAUCCUCGUCGACACGCCGGCGUCCGAGGCCACCCGCCGGAUCACGGCUUUUCUGGGCGGCCUCGACCUCGCCGCUGGCCGAUACGACACCCCGGCCCACCGGCUCUUCGGGGACCUCGACACCGUCUUCCGGGGGGACAUCCACAACCCCACGCUCGGCGACGCCGCCGGGGAGAACGGGCCCCGUCUGCCGUGGCACGACAUGCACUGCCGCCUCGACGGCGCCGCCGCGUACGACGUCCUCAAGAACUUCGAGCAGCGGUGGCGGAGGGCGACGGCCAGGCACUUGAAGGCGUCCAAGCACGGGAAGGACGAUGCCCUGCUGAAGCUCCAGCGCAUCCCCUGGAUCCUCAGCCCGGUCGUCGCCGACGGCGAAGAUGACGCCCUGCGCGUCCUGCCGGAGGAUGACCCCCGGUGCUGGCACGCGCAGGUGUUCCGGUCGGUGGACGCCGGGUCGGUGAAGGGGUUCCCGCGCUCCUGGGAGACGGAGGAGAUGGAGGCGCGGCACCUGCUCUGCGACAAGAGCCUGGCCGUGGAGCAGAGCAUCCACGCGGCGUACGUGGCGGCGAUCCGCGCCGCCGACCGGUUCGUGUACCUCGAGACCGAGCGCUUCCUGGGGUCGUCGUACGCGUGGCCGGCGCCGUUCCGGCACCCGGGCGCCGGCAACCUGGUGCCGAUGGAGAUCGCGCUGAAGGCGGCGAGCAAGAUCAGGGCCGGGGAGGACUUCGCGGCGUACGUGGUGCUGCCGAUGUGGCCGGCGGCGGAGGGGCCGCCUGGGUCGGCGCCGACGCAGGAGGCCCUCUUCUGGCAGGGGAAGACGAUGCAGGCGAUGUACGAGGUCGUCACGUCGGCGAUCGUGGAGGCCGGGGCCAGCGGCAGAGCGCACCCGCAGGACUACCUCAACUUCUACUGCCUCGGCAACCGCGAACAGGCACCGGCGGAUCUGUACGGACGGGCGGCGGAGACGGGGACGAGCCCGGCGGCGCUGGCGCGGAGGCACGGACGGUUCAUGGUGUACGUGCACUCCAAGGGGAUGGUCGUGGACGACGAGUACGUGCUCCUCGGCUCCGCGAACGUCAACCAGCGCUCCCUCUCCGGCUCCCGCGACACCGAGAUCGCCGUCGGCGCGCACCAGCCGCAUCACACCGGCCGGCGGCCGCGCGGGCAGGUGCACCGGUACAGGAUGUCGCUGUGGGAGGAGCACCUGGGCGGGCUGGCUGAGGUGCUGAAGGCGCCGGAGUCGCCGGAGUGCGUGAGGCUGGUGAAUCAGGUGGCCCGGGAGAACUGGGACAGGUACACGGACGAGGGGGAGGUGGUGGAGACGAUGCAGGGGCACCUGAUGAAGUAUCCGGUGGAGGUGGACCACGACGGCAGCGUGUGGCCGCUGACGGGGCACGAGUUCUUCCCCGACGUCGGCGGCAGGGUCCUAGGCUCCACCAACAAGUUUCCCGAUCAUCUCACCAUGUAGCCUUCCUACUGAGUACUGACCCUUUGAGCUCUAACAUUAUGUUUACACAAAUUAAGGGAAAUGGGAUUUGUAGCAACCUACUGCACACUUACAACGCGUUUGAGUUCACAAAAGCUAUAUGUAAGUUGACUAAAUUUAUAAUUUGGAUAAGUCGAUUUUGUGAGAG